GUGCGAAACGUCUCAUUCGGCGUUAGUUGCUUCUACGGUUCGGACGUGUUUGUCUUCUAAUAUUUUGUUCGUCAAGUAAAGUCAUCUUUUCAUAAAAAAAGUUGGUAAAUUUUGAAGUUUUUUUGCAUAGCAGAUUUAAUUAGCAUAAUCAUUUGCUAAACUCCUGUGUUUUAAUUCAAAAAACGUAAAAAAACGUAGUUCAUUUGAGCUUAAUAUUCAUUCCUGCUCGUAGAGAAAACAAAAACUACUGACAAAAUGGCCGAUGUUGUUGAAAAGAAAGAAACUCCAAUUGUCGAGAAAGUCGCUGCUGAAGAAGUAGAAGCACAAAAGGAAAAAGAGGUUGCAGAGGAGGUAGCACCAGCCGCCGAAAAUGGUAGUGCUGACAGUGCAUCCGCCAAAGAAAAUGGUGACGCUGCCGAAGUAGCCGCUGAAUCUACAACUGAAACGCCAAAAGAAGCAUCUGCUGAGGCCGAAGCUGCCGCUCCUGCCGAAGAAAAUGGCAAGGAUGACGAAGCGGAAAGCGAAGCAACUGAUUCAGCACCCGCAGAGGCUGUAAAGAGAAAAGUAGCUGAAGACGAAUCAAAACCAGAAGAAUCCACUGCAGCAACACCUGAGAAAAAAGCCAAGCUAGACGAACCAGUUAAAGAAGACACCCAAAAUGGUUCCGAAGCAUCAGAGGUUGCGGCUUAACUUAGAUCUUAAUAUAACCUUAAACUAUUCAACAUUAUCAGUAACAAAAAAAAUCAGAAAAAGUGUACACCCAUAGAAUUUUAUGUGUAUGAUUUUAUGAAAGUGUGUUCAAUUUUUUUGUGAGGUUGACAAACAAACUUCCAUAAUCUGCAAUCUGAAGCGACUAUGCUUUUACAGUUGACAUCUACAAAGAGGGAUGUAGUUUGUCUUUUAUUUCCAGUAUUGAUGACAAAUCAUCCCUCUUACCAAGAAAAAGGCUAAACCUGUACAUUCAAACAAAUAUUCAAUAAAGUAGACUUGCAGUGGGAAGUCGAAGCUAACAGA
Molecule: messenger RNA, 1014 nt
Organism: Anastrepha ludens (Mexican fruit fly)
Lineage: Eukaryota; Metazoa; Arthropoda; Insecta; Diptera; Tephritidae
Gene: Df31
Product: cytochrome c1
Exons: 3
Coding region: 256-690 (144 amino acids)
Source: RefSeq, a predicted model, not a curated record